AUGAACUUAUGUUUCACAUUGUUACCUUGUGUCUGGUCAUAUGAUGGGAUGACGAAAAGGAUUUGGUCAGACGACAGAAUGGGUGCCGGGGUUUCUUCCAAUGAAUAUCCAAAUGUGGAGGUUCAAAAUUAUCCAGGAGUUAUUAUAAAGGAGAGACGUAAGAUGCGUAUGUCUGGUUUUGCUACUUUGCGAAAGAAGCUUAUUAAGCGUCGUCGGUACUCCAAGGUGUGCAAUCAUGGUCGUAUCAUAAGAGAAUUAAUAUCUGAUUGGUCACCAGCUGAAGUUACUGCUUUACUUGAAGAAUAUGAAGCAUUGGCUGCCCUUAAAGACUUGUCUGUACAAGCAGAACUAGCAAGACCUCCAGCUGCUACAUUUAAACAAGAUUUAUCUACUCUAUAUGACCAUAAGUAUUGUACAGACGUCGAUCUCAUUUUUCGUGGUGUUUGUUUCCCAGUACAUAGAGCAAUACUGUCAGCUCGUUGUCCAUAUUUUCGUGAAUUGCUUUUAGGGUGUCCUGGUUAUGGGGCACGUAUUUGUUUAGAUUUGAGAACGCCUGGUGUGGAUAUAGACAUGUUUUCAGCAUUAUUACGUUUUUUAUACACUGGCGAUAUAGCUCCAAGAGAUGGAGAUAUAGACUUAGCAUUAUUGAGGAGACUUGGUGAUGAACUUGGUACACCAAAUGUGUUAGAAAAUGAUUUAAGAUACCUGUUGGAAACUGGUGACUAUGCAGAUGCUGCACUUGUGUUUAUUCCAGAAGGAUAUUCAGAUCGAAGGCCAGAAUCUACUGGAUCUGAAUAUGGUUUUCAGCCUAAACUGGAAUUGCCUUGUCAUAAAUCUAUUCUUAGUGCUAGGUCGCCAUUUUUUAGGAAUCUUAUUCAACGAAGGACUAAAUCUGGUGAAGAACAUACUGAAAGAGCUUUACAUAUUCCUACAAGGAUAGUACUAGAUGAGUCAGUUAUUCCAAAACGAUAUGCAAGAGUACUGUUACAUGCAAUUUAUUUAGAUACAGUUGAUUUGUCUUUGAUACUUAGAGGUUCUGGGUGUGGUUCUUCUGCUGGCAGUUUAAGUGAAGUUGAAGCUCUAACUAAUACAGGACGUGUUAGGCCAAGUCCUUUAGACGAAGCUAUGGAAUUGUAUCAGAUUGGUCGUUUCCUAGAAUUAGAAAUAGUGUCCCAGGGUUGUGAGGAUCUUAUCUUAGAAUGGCUAACACUUGAGUCACUUCCAGGAGUGCUUAGGUGGGGAAGUUUGCCGCACGGGUCAGCUUGGGUUCAUCGCCAAGCAAAGCAUUUUUUACGUGAAGAAUUUUCUCAAGUUGCUAAUAGUCCUGUUUUGUACCAACUCGACAAAGCUCAUCUCAUAGACUGUUUAAAGAGUAAUUUCUUACAAACAAGUGAACUUGAAGUUUUACAAGCGGUUCUCAAAUGGGGUGAACAUGAAUUGAUUAGACGCAUGGAAGACAGAGAACCAAAUUUAGUAAGUCAAACAACACAUUCUGUUAGCCGAAAAGGUGUAAAGAAACGAGAUUUAAGUGAUGUAGAACUUCGUGAAAUAUUAUCUGAACUCUUACCUUUGGUGCGUAUGGAUCAUGUUAUCCCCACAGAACAUGAGACUUUGACCCAAGCGAUAAGAAGAGGUUUAGUGAGUUCACCACCCAGCCAUAUGAUUGGUAAUGAUUCACCAAUAUUGUCUCAUCAUAUGUCCAGAAUCAAUGCUUGGAUUAGACAUCCAUCUGGGCUUUAUGUGAGACCUAGGUUAUUUAUUCCAUACUAUGAUGAAAUUAAAUCAUUAUUUGAAGAUCAAAUGUUAAGAGAGGACGAGGAACUUGUACGCCGAACAAGAUAUAUGCCUGAUGGUAUACCUGACACUUUGUAUAUGAUAGAUGAAAAGCCUACUCCAUCAUCAUAUGGUCUUUCAUCUCUUGAUGUCUUAACAGCUUCAAUACCAACACCAGAUGUGUCAACCAUGAAUGCUAUGGUUAAACGUGACCAGAAACUGAGAUCUGCCCCUGGUUGUCAACGCGCAAUAUCACUGCCUUUAUCUAGUCGACAAGAAAUCAAUCAUCAAAUUAGAUUAAGAGUUGUUCGGGAGUUCAAUUUACCAGACCCUGUUGCUUAUCUUUUAGAGAAAGCUGCUAGUUCUGUAUGCUACUGUGGUGGAGGUCCUGAUGAUAAACCAAAAGAAAGUACAAGAUCUCGAAGCAGUCGCACAAGAAAAGAAAAACGAAAAGGUUUAGGAACUAGCACCUUACCAUCCAUGUACGCACAACAGAAAUUGAGAAAACAACAUAGACCAUAUGUUGUAAAUGAUAUGGCGUCAUCUUUACGAUACACUAAUAAUAUCAGAUAUGAAGAUGAUGAUUUUGAUGGCCGAGGAGAGCAAGUAAUCAUGCCUGACGUUGCAGCUGUAUCACUCUCUUUAGACCAAUUAAACAUAUGUCCAAUUCUUGGCCCCGAAGUUGAGUUGAGAUUAGACUUGGGCGAUAGUUCGCCCAAUCAGUCGCCAUAUAAAACACCUCCUCCUCCUAAACAUUUCAUUUAG
Messenger RNA from Macrosiphum euphorbiae (potato aphid), 2538 nucleotides. The record is from the annotation of a GenBank genome assembly. NCBI's taxonomy places the organism in Eukaryota, Metazoa, Arthropoda, Insecta, Hemiptera, Aphididae.